AUGGCGGGCCAAAGUUCCCACGAAGAAGGAGGCCCUGCGCCCGCGCGGAGAGCCAGAGCGCCUACCAUCACCAUUGAUACCACGGCAGUGGGCCCGAGCCCGGCUCCUGAGCCGGAUGCCGAAGGUGCUUCACAAGCCGUUUCUAACUCGCCCAUAUCAAUGACAAGCCCGACUGAUCCGACUGCGAGCUCGCACAAGCGUAGCCUUUCGCAGUCGCGCCCUGAGGCCCAAACUCUAAGGACCUCAGAGAGCAGGGACAGCCGGCCAACCAGCCCUCACAAUGUGUCCAGCCCAUUUACGUUCCGGGGAAACGGCCCUAGCCAAGGCUUUCUGUCCGUCCCCAAUACCCGAACCCGCCAGGAUUCGCUGAACUCCGUUGACGACGCGCGAUCUAUUACCUCUUCUCAGGGGGACACGGUUGUCGCUGGCUCGUCUACCGGCGAGAAAAUGAGCCCUUCUUUUGGGGACACCUCCGAAUGUGAGCAAAUUAUGAACGACGAGAACGCGCUCAAACCAGACCUCGGAAAGGAAGAUGACUUCAAGGUUGAAAAUAACCCGUUUGCCUUCAGCCCCGGCAUGCUCAACAAGAUGUUCGACCCAAAAAGCUUGGCCGCCUUUUACAAACUGGGAGGACUUGCGGGGAUUGAGAAGGGGUUGCGCACUAACCGAACGACGGGCCUAAGUCUCGACGAGACCUCGCUUGCUGGAUCGGUUUCCUUCGAAGAGGUUACCUCCCGUGGCUCUGACAAGGCUUUGACCGAAGGCGCCGGCAAACCGCUCGCGAGAAGCGACACGCAGGACACAAGCUCGAAUCGGCAUGAUCCUUCAACAGCCCCCUUCUCGUCAAGGAAGCGCGUCUUUCGAGACAACCGACUUCCAGAGAAGAAGGGGAAAAGCCUUCUACAACUCAUGUGGAUCACUUACAACGACAAGGUUCUGAUCCUGCUGUCCGUCGCCGCGCUCAUUUCGCUCGCUGUUGGCCUGUAUCAGACUUUUGGUGUCGAGGAGCACGAUGCCACGAACCCGGGCGUCGAGUGGAUUGAAGGCGUCGCCAUUAUCGCAGCCAUUGUCAUUGUGGUUCUGGCCGGUUCUCUCAACGACUAUCAGAAGGAGCGUCAGUUUGCCAAGCUGAACAGGAAGAAGCAAGACCGUGUGGUCAGGGUGAUUCGAUCGGGAAAGACAAUCGAGCUUUCCGUUUUCGAUAUCCUGGUCGGUGAUGUCGUGCACCUUGAACCUGGCGACUUGAUCCCGGUUGACGGCAUCCUCAUAGAAGGCUUCAAUGUAAAAUGUGAUGAGUCACAGGCAACCGGAGAAUCCGAUAUCAUUCGAAAACGCCCUGCCGACGAAGUCUUCGCUGCCAUUGAGAACCGUGAGAGUCUCAAGAAGAUGGAUCCCUUCAUUCAGUCCGGCGCACGUGUGAUGGAGGGCGUGGGAACUUUCAUGGUCACCUCCACAGGCGUGUAUUCGAGCUACGGCAAGACCAUGAUGUCGCUCAACGAGGAUCCCGAAAUUACCCCUCUGCAAUCCAAGCUGAACGUCAUCGCCGAAUACAUCGCCAAAAUUGGUGGCGCCGUCGCUCUACUUCUGUUCCUUGUCCUGUUCAUCAUCUUCCUUGUUCGACUCCCGAGACAGUACGUCAACCUCGAACCAGCCGAAAAGGGGCAGCGUUUCAUCGAAAUCUUCAUCGUUGUUGUGACCAUCGUGGUUGUCGCGAUCCCGGAGGGUCUCCCGCUUGCUGUCACUCUGGCUCUCGCUUUCGCCACUACUCGGAUGAUCAAGGACAACAAUUUGGUCCGUCACCUCAAGGCCUGUGAAGUGAUGGGGAAUGCAACUACGAUUUGUUCAGACAAGACGGGCACUUUAACCCAAAAUAAAAUGCAGGUUGUGGCGGGAACCAUUGGCACGAGCCAUCGGUUCGGCACCACGACACCCCCGGACGCGCAAGGGCAUACGGAAAAGGAAGUCGGAAUUGCCGAAGUCGUCAAGUCUCUCAGUCCCGAGGUUAAGGAGUUGGUGCUGAAGUCCAUCUCGCUCAACUCGACCGCAUUCGAAGGCGAUGGUAGUGGAGACCAGGUUUUUAUCGGUUCCAAGACGGAGACUGCCUUGCUCAUUCUCGCCAGGGAACAUUUGGCGAUGGGGCCUAUCGCUGAAGAACGAGCCAACGCCAAAACCCUGCACUUGAUCCCCUUUGAUUCGGGGCGUAAGUGCAUGGGUGUGGUCGUCCAACUGGACAAUGGCAAAGCAAGGUUGUACGUCAAGGGCGCCUCCGAGAUAAUGCUAGACAAGUGCACCCAGAUUCUGCGCGACCCCUCCAGCGGGCUAGCGUCUGCGACUUUGAAUGAGGACAACCGCGAGACCAUUAAGAAGCUGAUCGAAACCUACGCGCGAAACUCGCUACGGACUAUCGGCCUCAUCUAUCGGGACUUUGAUCGGUGGCCGCCCAAGCCUUCCCGCCGCGCUGGUACCGAGAAGGAUGAGAUUGUCUUUGAGGACAUCUGCCGAAAUAUGACCUUCAUCGCUAUGGUUGGUAUCAAGGAUCCCCUUCGCCCGGGUGUUCCUGAGGCCGUCAGGAGCUGUCAAAAAGCCGGUGUUGUGGUUCGCAUGGUUACCGGCGAUAACAAACUGACCGCCGAGGCGAUUGCCCGGGACUGUGGUAUUCUGCAACCCAACAGCGUUGUGCUCGAGGGCCCAGUGUUCAGGAACAUGACCAAGGCCGAGCAGGAGGAAAUUAUCCCGCGACUGCAUGUUCUGGCACGGUCCAGCCCUGAGGACAAGCGCAUCCUGGUAAAGCGUCUCAAGGACAAGGGCGAAACGGUUGCCGUUACUGGCGACGGUACCAACGAUGCUCCGGCCCUGAAGAUGGCCGACAUUGGCUUCUCAAUGGGCAUUGCAGGGACCGAAGUUGCGAAAGAAGCCUCGGCCAUUAUCCUCAUGGACGACAACUUUAACUCGAUCGUCAAGGCACUGAAAUGGGGCCGCGCCGUCAACGACGCGGUCAAGCGCUUCCUUCAGUUCCAGCUCACCGUUAACGUCACAGCCGUGGUCCUGACGUUCGUAUCGGCCGUGCAGAGCGAAGAUCAGACGGCUGUCCUGACUGCUGUCCAGCUCCUGUGGGUCAAUCUCAUCAUGGACACGCUGGCCGCACUUGCCCUGGCGACAGAUCCCCCGCAAGAUAGCGUGCUGGAUCGCAAGCCUGAGCGCAAGGGCUCUUCUAUCAUCUCGGUAACCAUGUGGAAGAUGAUCCUCGGGCAAGCGGUAUAUCAGCUGUUGAUUACGUUCCUGAUCUACUUUGGCGGCGUCUACGUCCUUCCGGGACCCGAUAGCAUAACAACAGGGCAGAUCCAUACGUUGGUUUUCAACACAUUUGUGUGGAUGCAGAUUUUCAACCAGUGGAACAACCGACGACUGGAUAACAAAUUCAACAUAUUCGAGGGCAUGUUGAAGAACCCCUACUUCAUCGGCAUCAGUGCCAUCAUGUGCGGCGGUCAGGUUCUCAUUGUCAUGGUCGGUGGCACGGCGUUCCGCAUCCCGCCUGAGGGCCAGACGCCGGAGAUGUGGGGUAUCGCUAUUGUUCUAGGUGCCAUAUCCAUUCCUGUUGGAGUUAUCAUUCGCCUGAUUCCCGACGAACUGCUGCUGGCGCUUAUUCCUGAAUCCCUCAAACGGAGGAACUCUAAAGUUCCUGGUCUUACCAUCUCCGACGACGAGGAGCAGAUUUCGUAUCCAGCAGCCCUUGCCGAAGUUCGGGACGAGUUGGCUUGGCUCAAGCGCGUCAAGGGCGGUCGCCUUAAUAACCUCAAGUUUGCCAUGCAACACCCUCGGGAGACCUUCCUGCCGAAGAAGAGCCCUGUACCCAGCAGGCAGCAUUCACGGUCGGGUUCAAUCCACGUUCCGCAGACGCCCACUCGGGAGGACAGUUAUGGCUCGGUUGCGCCCACUCCCGAUUCACGGCGGCGGAGCAGGAGCACGCGGUCGCGAUCGAACAGCGCUCUCGGCGCCGCCACGGUCAUGACGGGAAUUGUGGCAGGCAGCAUCGGCGCCGGAUGGUCCCCGAUUGAGCGACGAGGUGACUCGGAUUUCAACGCGUUCCCCAGGCCGUCCAUGUCUCGGGAGCAUUCGCGGAACGAUGGCCAGGCCUCUGCAAGCCAAUCAGUCCUCGGCGGGCAAGUUCUGUCAGACGAGCCCAUGGAGAUGGGCGAGGAUGUACGCCCCAACACUCAAGAUGUUCCGAUUCUCAGCGUUCCCAAGCCGCCAAAGUCGCCUUCUACCCCUACCCCCUGA
Messenger RNA from Canariomyces notabilis, 4278 nucleotides. Its product is annotated as calcium-translocating P-type ATPase. Gene Ontology annotation, molecular function: P-type calcium transporter activity; ATP hydrolysis activity; ATP binding. The coding region runs from base 1 to 4278 and encodes 1425 amino acids. The transcript has 3 exons. NCBI's taxonomy places the organism in Eukaryota, Fungi, Ascomycota, Sordariomycetes, Sordariales, Chaetomiaceae. The record is from RefSeq and is a predicted model, not a curated record. Gene Ontology annotation, cellular component: plasma membrane; intracellular membrane-bounded organelle. Gene Ontology annotation, biological process: calcium ion transmembrane transport; intracellular calcium ion homeostasis.